AUGUCGGAUGGACCGGGCGUAUUGUUCGAUAAAGUUGUGGGCAACCAAGCUCCGACCGACGAAGAAGUGUAUCACGCAAACGAUAUCCUUAGGAAAGGAGUACAAAAGGACCUUGAACGCCUUCCCGAAAAUACCCUACGUUUCCUCUGCCACGAGCUGCAGCUACGCUAUGGAGGCAGAAAAGGCAAGCUUCUGAAGCAGUUAAUCAAAUACCGUAUUGAACGCGGAUGGUUCGACCACCAAGGUCGCCCUCUUCAAUCUUCCGAAAAUCUUUCUGAUCAGCCCACGGUCACUACUCGACCUCAAGAUGCACGUACCAGUACAGCGUUAAACACCACCCGAGGCGAACCCGUCGAAGGCCGUCAAGCUAUCCGUUCGGAUCCUCUACCACCGAAUACCAGCGAACUCGAACAACGUGAGGAAGAAAUGGCAAAUCUCAUACAGAACUGUAGCUGGGUGCCGCGCGAUAUCAAACAAAGUGAAAUCACCAACGCGCUCCUAGCAUUCCGUCAAAAGUUCUAUCUCACUCAGCUUACAAAACAUAUUCGUAAAUUUCCCUUGGCAGUGCUGUAUGUCAUCAAAACCGAGGCUCCUUCAGGUCUCGCGCUGGAUUCACAGUUACUACACGAAAAAGUCAAGGCCAUUCAAAGGAACGAAUCAAAGCAGGGUAUAGUUGACAAACUGAUAGCUUUGCGUGGUGGGAAGCUUGCAGACGUCUCAGGCGGUACUUGGAUAUCCCCGAAGUCCACGACCGCUACCCAGCAGUCAACGUCACCCAGUAUCGCAAUGAGCACCGUUCUUGACUCUGCCGGGGUUUUAUCCUUGUCCGUUCAAACCACCGCGUCCGCAUCCACCGUGUCCACAUCCACCGCGUCCGCAUCCACCGCGUCCGCAUCCGUAUUGAUUGGUAGUCGUAGAAAGAGAAGAAGAAAGCAAGACACUCCCAACCCUGAAGAAAUUCAAGCUGCUAUCACCGCCCUGGAAACUAAAAGUUUAUCCAAGCUGAAGAAAACUACGCGUUGGGCUACACUUGUAGCUAUAUGCCGUAUCAAGCUAACUGGGGAGGAACUGAUUGCUGAUUUCGAUACGAUGACCAAGGACGAAUUGAUAUCACAACUUCACAAUUGGCGUGUUCGCCAUGGCAUGACCAACGAAGAUGGGCAGCUUCUGCCGGGCUACAUAGCAAAGAAGGGUAUACGGGCCGGCAAGGGGAGAAAAGCGCAAACGCGAGUCUUGGGGAAACAGACGUUGACAGCUAUCUGGGAUGAUAUGCCGCGUCUUGCUCUGCCAUCUUGGGUUGCAGCAGCGCCUGGUCGCGCUGGUAGCACUCGCCAUGGUAAACUCAGCGCUGAUCAAUAUCGCAGUUUCUGCACCAUCAAUCUCCCGUUCACGCUAGGGCGUCUUUGGGCGGAUCUUGAAACACCAGAUAGCGAGGUAGAUGGCACUUCGCAGAACGUGGCCAAGAAGGUCGAGAUGUUACAGAACUUUGCUCACCUCGUUGCUGCCGGGAAAUUUGCAAUGAAAAGGACGAUGACUCCAGCUUACAUCGAGCGUUACCGCUUUCACAUGAAGUCGUAUCUAAACGGCUUACUAGAUCCACACCUAUAUCCUGGGAUAGUUUUCGCUCCGACUCAUCACCUUUGCCUCCAUCUAGCCGACUUAUUGGAAAACUUUGGACCCGUCCAUUCCUGGAGGUGUUUCCCUUUUGAGCGAUAUAACUACCUCCUACAAAAUAUACCAACUAACUAUAAGUUCGGUCAAUUGGAGCAGACUAUGACGGAGCGCUUUUGCAUGGCGCAGAAUUUACGAGCAAUAUUCUCUAGUGCAAUGUUACCCGAGGAACUCGCCGAGUUGAUCCCCGAAUAUGAGCGGGUGUUUAACUCAGACAUCCGUGGCACCCUUCUCAACGAUAUGCUCGCAUACACAGAAUAUUUUGAAGCAGAAGAGGAACAGGAGACGUGGCAGGAGAAAGAUCUUACACCUCUCACGUCAUCAGAAUACGCUCUUCUUACUGAUUGGCUAUCCCAGCAGACACCUGCGUGCAAGAGGCGCGGAAGAAUUCUACAAAAUUUAUUGGGCGGAGGGCUGUUGAUCAAAGUCACCUCUCAACGCACAUGCUGCACGAAUUUCUUGGCAGAGGCCACAGUGAAGACGAUCGAGGAUAAACAGGGUGCGAUGGAUAUUCUCAACCUGCGCAACGUCAGCCACCAGCAUCUGUCCGAUCAUUGGCCGGAGCUCGUCGAGAACACGUUGCGGGACUGGGCCAACUCGAAGUGUAUCUCGAUCGUGGGCGAAACUGGAUGUCCUUACUCAAUCUCGACAUGA
Coniophora puteana RWD-64-598 SS2 is the source of this 2325-nucleotide messenger RNA. RefSeq lists its product as uncharacterized. The record is from RefSeq and is a predicted model, not a curated record. Bases 1 to 2325 code for a protein of 774 amino acids. Lineage: Eukaryota; Fungi; Basidiomycota; Agaricomycetes; Boletales; Coniophoraceae. The transcript has 8 exons.